Messenger RNA from Guillardia theta CCMP2712, 1905 nucleotides. RefSeq lists its product as hypothetical. The transcript is spliced from 5 exons. The record is from RefSeq and is a predicted model, not a curated record. Bases 1 to 1905 code for a protein of 634 amino acids. NCBI's taxonomy places the organism in Eukaryota, Cryptophyceae, Pyrenomonadales, Geminigeraceae.
AUGGAAGAUGCGAAGGCGACGAUGCAGCGAGCAGAGAGGGACAGUGCGCUUGCCGUCGAUCCCUCGGCCGGCGAUCGCGGUUGGUUUGUCGAUUGCUCAGGAGGAUCCGAUCACGAAGCAUGCGGAUGGCAGGAAGCUCCAUGUGGGACGAUCCAGCAUGUCCUGGAUCGAGUACAGAGCGGCGACCAUGUGUACUUAAAGGGGGGGGUAUGCAAGGGGAAUGGAAACGUAAACCUUGUAGCUCCGAAGGUGCAAGUAGCGAUAUCAAGCGUGGGGGACAACUCAGUUGAGAUCGACUGCGAAGGAUCGACCAGAGGAAUAUCAUUCAUACAAAGCGGAGGAUUUGCUAUCUCGCUGCGUAGCCUCGCCUUCUCUCGCUGCAUCGCGGAGUUUGGCGGUGCUAUUUUCUGUGAAAAUGCGUCUCCCCAUCUCAGCAGAGUUGUGUUCAAGAGGAACAAGGCGACGAGUGGAGGAGGAGCAAUCUACUGGAAGCAGAGAGGGCCUGUCCUGGACAACUGCACCUUCAUCGACAACGAUGCACCAUAUGGCAAGGACGUGGCAAGUGCGGUAGAACGGUUAGCAGUCGGCAACGAGCGAGUGAACUACGUGUACCACUCAGGGGAUGAAUUCAUCCCUCCUCUCAAGGCGAAGAUGUUUGACUUCUACGGGCAAGAGAUCGUAAGUGCCAGUGGGUAUGUCCUACGCAUGCAGAUCGUCCAUUUUGAACCCGAGGACCCAACGAGGCCGGAGCUGAGGGGUCAGGUAGAAACGCUCGUGGACAGAGGAGAGGCGCUCUGGCGUGGCUUGCAGCUGUUCGCACAGCCAGGAUCGGUCGUCAGCAUGGCUGCUGUGUACUCGGAGCAGGAGCUGCAGAGCGAUCCCAUAGUCGUGCACGUCAGGCAGUGCCACUCUGGGGAGCCGGAAGUUCCUUGUCAGAAGUGCCCGUUCGGAACUCGCUGCCCUGGUGGAAGCCAGAUCAUCGCUCUCCAGGGAUUUUUCAUCACUUCCAAGAUUCCGCUUCAGGUGGAGCAGUGCCCGUACCCAAAGUCGUGCCUGGGAGGAGAAAACUCCUACUGUGCCGCCGGCUUCACGGGCGAGCUGUGCAGGGAGUGUCAAGGAGGGCUCAGCAAUUGCUUCGGAGACUGUGUCGAGGGACUCUGCUGGCCUCUCAAGUUGAUCAUAACGAUCAUGGUGGCAGCAGCAGGAGUUGUAGUCCACUACUUCCUCAAGUGGAGCUCGGAAUCCGACGCGCAAUUGAUGAAAAAGCAUAGCAAGAGAUCCAAGGAACUUGACGUGCUGGGAAAGUUCAAGGGCAAGCAGUCGCGCCAGGCGAGAAAGAGCAAGGAGCAGGGGCAGAAAGGACGAGCACCGUCUUUGCAUCCUCAGGGAAGUCAACGGCCACUGCUCAAGAAGCAUGCAAAGGUGACUCCUGACCACUCGGAGCCCCAGGGUCUGCGGGUGCCGGGGGAAGAGAAGCGCGUAUCCUUCGCUGAUCAAGUCCAGCUGGAUCGGGAGGGCGCGCAGAUGGCAGCCCGGGUUCAGAGCGCGGAGAGGUGGGACCAGUAUGAUCCGGGGUUUGUGAUCGAGGAGGGGGAGAGGACCAGCGCGGGCAGAUCGCGGACGAAGCAGAUCGGAAUUGAGAUGGCUUCCCUGGGUACGGCUGCUCUCAAUGCGCUAGGAUUCAACGUGCCGUCUGAGAGUGCGAAUGUCUACUCGGCUGUCGAGCAGGAGCAGGAGGAGCAGGACGAGGACGAAGAACAUGAUGGGGACGAGAGAGUUCGAGAGAGCCCGAUUCUAUCGUCUGCCAGCUCGGACUCUGAAGAUUCUUCGACUGCUGCAGGCGGUCGUAGUGCUGCCUUCAACCUUAGAGCGAUGAUGGAGAUAGCUCAGCAAGAUUCAGACUGA